AUGAUGGGGGUCGUUUUUGCAGUAGAGGAUACCAGAGAACAUGGCAGCGUGAUCAUGCAUAUGAUUUCACAGUUAUCAGUUGGUAUGGAUCUUACAAAAAUUGUACUCCCUACGUACAUCCUCGAACGCCGUUCCCUUCUGGAAAUGUAUGCUGACUUCAUGACGUUCGCUGAUUUGUUUGAAGCUAUUAACGAAGGACAUUCAGAAGAAGAGCGAAUGGUUGCCAUGCUUCGAUGGUACAUGUCAACGUUUUAUGGCGGUCGGAAAAGCGGUCUCGCCAAGAAGCCAUACAAUCCCAUACUCGGUGAGGAAUUCAGAUGCUGCUGGAAUUCACCGUCUCUUUCACAAAGCGAGAAAGUUGUUCCUGGCAGUCCUUUUCCUGAGGCUUUGGCAAAUCAAAUUACGUUUGUUGGCGAGCAGGUAUCUCAUCACCCCCCAGUGUCUGCAUUUUACGUCGAACAUCCGGCGAAACGUAUGCAAGUGACCGGUCAGAUAUGGACAAAGUCUAAGUUUUUGGGUUUAUCGAUCGCGGUUUAUAAUGUUGGUGAAACUUGCCUCUAUUUGGGGGACCACGACGAAGAAUAUAUUUUCAACUUUCCAAGUGCCUAUGGCAGAUCGAUCUUGACAACACCUUGGGUUGAAUUUGGUGGAAAGUGUUAUAUCAAGUGCAGUAAAAGUGGAUACCAUGCUGACAUCGAGUUUCUUACUAAGCCAUUUUAUAAUGGUAAAGCUCAUUGUGUCAGGGCAGACGUGUUUCGUCCGGACGACAAAAUUCCGGUCUUGACGGUGAAAGGUCAGUGGAACGACGUUUUACUCGCCAAAUCUUCUCAAGGGGUACAUUAUUUAACUGCAUUUAUGCUUUGGCGGUACGUCACUGCAGCUCUUAAGGAAAGGGACGUCCACAAGGCGACUCGAUGUAAGUUCUGGUUGGAACAGCAGCAAAGGGAAGAGGCAAAACGGCGAAUGAAGAAUAAUCUUCCGUGGGUGCCCGUAUCAUUUUACGAAGUGAGGGAACGAUGGACUUACCGGAAUUCGUUGAAAGAUCGAUUGUUGGACUGUGCGCAAUAA
Molecule: messenger RNA, 1068 nt
Organism: Soboliphyme baturini
Lineage: Eukaryota; Metazoa; Nematoda; Enoplea; Dioctophymatida; Soboliphymatidae
Source: the annotation of a GenBank genome assembly